Labeo rohita (rohu) is the source of this 1232-nucleotide messenger RNA. RefSeq names its product endosome associated trafficking regulator 1 (gene entr1). Gene Ontology annotation, biological process: positive regulation of cilium assembly; regulation of cytokinesis; positive regulation of protein localization to cilium. Lineage: Eukaryota; Metazoa; Chordata; Actinopteri; Cypriniformes; Cyprinidae. Gene Ontology annotation, cellular component: recycling endosome; early endosome; ciliary basal body. The transcript has 9 exons. The record is from RefSeq and is a predicted model, not a curated record. Bases 92 to 1108 code for a protein of 338 amino acids.
AGAAGGAGAGACAUCAGAGCUGCAGGAGAUUAUAAUGUUGAGCUGGAUAGGAUAGUUUACGUCUCUGGUCAAGUUAGCUGUGUAAGUUAACAUGUCUAAAAACAGGACGAAAAAGCUCAUCAUUGAAGAAGAUGAGCCAAAGCAAGAUGAGCUAAAUCCGUUUUCUUUCAAGGAGUUCAUCAGAAACAAAAACCAGCAGUCCUGCCCUACAGAAGCCAAAGAGGUCUGUGGUGGAGCAUGCCACGUCGAGCAGGACUAUAACACCUCCAUAGAUUAUGUCACGAAGGGGCCUUUCUUCACAGACCCCUCUGUGCUCGGUCAGCCUUCUGAAAAUGAACCUGAGGAGCCAUGGAUCGAAAGCUGCCACCCAUCAGCCCUUGAUGCUUCUCAUGACUUCGAACUAUGUGAUACUUUAGACCUCGGUGCUUACUCUGAGCAAUCAUCUCUGUGCAGUGAUGAGAGGGAAGCAAAUGUAACUGAAUGGGAGUUGGGUCAUUCUGACUUCCUGCCGCAGAACCACUUAGCUAGAAGAAGCACAGGAAGCUAUGAGGGUGAUGAAGAGACUUCAGUGAUUGACAUUUCCUUCCAUCCUAAGAGAAGUAAUGCUGAAAAUGGCGCAAAGAAUCCCCAACAGUUGAGAGAAGAGAAUUCUCUAUUAAGAAAACAAGUCAAAGAACUCCUUAGAAGGUCAGAAUCUGACUCCAAAAGGAUUAAACAAUUGACAGAUGAGUUGCAUAACAAGAAAUUACAAGAGGAGAGAGAGGCUAAGGCUUUGGAGACAAUGGUGCAAUCAGUAGAACAAAACCUUCAGUUAAUGACGAAGCGAGCAGUCAAAGCUGAAAAUAGUAUUUCAAAAUUGAAACAAGAGAUCCAUCAACUCCAGGGCCAGCUUGAAGGAUGUAAAAGUGAAAAUGAGAGACUAAGAUAUGGAGAAACUACAGCCUUAGCUACAAUGAGACACAAUGCACAAGUGGCUUCUGAGUACCUUAAUAAAGCAGCUCAAGAUGCAGAGACUUCUAUUAAGCAGCUGCUGUCAGGAAGAGACACUCUCUGUUUUGUUUCCCAGUUAUUGACAUCUAUUGACAAGAUCACUGAGAUUCAUGAUUAAUUUUUCUUCAAUCAUCAUGUUCUUGUACACUACAGACUUACUGCAUUUAGAGCGUGGCACAUCAUUGUUUAUUAUGUUCAUCCACUUUAUUAACAUCAUGUUUAGGUUUUAUGAAAUAACAAAA